Molecule: messenger RNA, 3662 nt
Organism: Cynoglossus semilaevis (tongue sole)
Lineage: Eukaryota; Metazoa; Chordata; Actinopteri; Pleuronectiformes; Cynoglossidae
Gene: fam89a
Product: family with sequence similarity 89 member A
Exons: 2
Coding region: 179-715 (178 amino acids)
Source: RefSeq, a predicted model, not a curated record
CUUGACGCAGUAACGUCGCUGCCCGGCGGACGCCCAGGGGCAGUCAGAACCAGGCUGUUGCUCGUUUAUGCAGCUAAAGACGGUUGUGUUCUCAGUGUGUGUGUCGUGUUUUCAGACUCAAUUCUAAACUGAGGCGAAAACAGAAUUAUUUAUUAUUCCCUUACGACCACACACGACAAUGAACGGUAAGUCAACCAACGGCACGGCUGGAGGAAUGGCCUGUAUCGAGGGUCUACCGCCGCUGCCGAAGAGCCUGAGCGGUUUACUGAACUCCAGCGGCGGCUCCUGGAGAGAAAUGGAGAGGAUGUACGUGAAGAAAACCAUGAUCCAGGACGACCUAAGCCGAGGCAGGAACAACACCGACAACCUCCUCGCCAACAAGCCGGCCAACCUCGACGCUGCCCUGGCUCUACUGCGGAAAGAAAUGGUGGGUCUGCGUCAGCAGGACAUGUCUCUGCUGUGCCAGCUGUGGUCCCUGCACGAGUCCAUCCAGGAGUACAAGGGCAGCUGCCAGGACCUGAGCGCCGCCUCCAGCCUCAGCAUGAUAGAGAACGGCUACUUCGACGAGGACGACGAGUUCUACACCGAGCCUGGCGCCACUCCAACGGGAGAACAGGCGGACGGGGAGAUGGGAGACGGGACGGCAACCACGGCCAAGAAUGGGCGCAGCAGCGGCAAAGAGGACAGCUGGGAGUCUUUCCGCAUCAACAUCUGAGGCUCUGUUCUGGCUUUCUUCUUUUGGGCUCUUUUUUUUAAAUUGGCGAGCAACGGAUUGAUGGAGUGGAGCUGGAAAAUAAAGGAGAGGCUCUGAGAUCGGAGCGCUCUGCUGGAAGAACAUCAGCUCCUGGUGUCUCUUCAUCAAACGACAAAAACAAAAAACCAGAAAACAAAAACAGGCCUUAAAGUAAAGCACCAGCUCCUGUGUUCCUCCUGUUCCUCCUGCUGCUCCUCCUCAGGUGACACGUGAACCUGCUCCUCCUGCAGGACGUCUCUGGCAGCGUGACCAGACUGUGGAGCUGAGCUUCUCAAACACUCAGGAGUGAAGAUGCAUUACAAACACUGACUCCUGACACUACACUCAGAAUUAGGCAAUAUAAAUAUAUAAAUAUACAGUAUAAGCAGUAAAUGUGUGUGUAUAUAUUCACUUUGUUAUCACUUCUCUGCUGCAGCUGCUGCCUCUGUGUCCAGCAGCUUUGCUAACCAGUCUCUAUCUCUCUCUGCUUUUCUACAUAAUCAAGAUUUACUAUGAACAAAGUUUUAUUAUUUAUUACAUAUAAUAUAAAUAUAAACAUCUUCUUUUUUCCUCAAUAGGUUUGAGUACAGACACGUACAACUUAGCUCUGUUUGUUACAUCAGUGUUUGUUUGAACAAACUUCCACUGCGUGCGUGUGUUUGUGUUGGCUUUGAGCUAAAUCAGAAAGAAAAUAUUUAGUGAAGGGGUGUCGAACAUAUAGCCCACGGGCCAAAUCUGGCACACUAAGGUGUUCAGUCAGGCCCGCUGGAUGAAUUUGGAAAAACACAAACACUUCAUGUUCAUGAUAUGUUUUGUUAAAAUCUAAUAUAUUGUACUUCUUUGCAUAAAAACAAAAGGGAAAAAACAUGGACUUAUUUAUUAUUGUACUGGUCCGGCCCACCUCACAUCUGAUUAGGCUGUGUGCAGCCCCUGAACCAAAAUGAGUUCGACACCCCUGAUCUACACCCAAUUUUGACUUUUCAACACGAGGUUUUCACCUUGAAGAACACCACCAAAACCAAACAGUUAUUUGGUUGAAUGUCAUAAAAAUGACCCUUAAAAUCCUCAAGGAAGUUGACAGCUGUAGGCCUUCAGUACGUUCUACAUAAAUUAAUAAUAACGCUUACAUUUUGCUGUUUGCAAGCAAGCAGUGCAACCCUGUGUGAGCUGAAAUAUAUAACAUGAAAGUAUGUGCAGGAGCAGUUUUAGGUUCUGUGAUCCAAGUAUUUACGGCGUAUUAUAUUAUACUCAUAUCAGCCUUAGGCUUUGUAGUUUUUUUACGGUAAUUUAAAGGACUAAGAAACCAAUGCAAACACCAUGCUGUGACCUCUGCAGCUAGUAUCAGCUGGCACCAGGAUAACAGGGUACUUUUGUAAAACGCUGCGUGUUUCUUCAUAAAAUGACGUGCAUUAACAAAACCGGUCGGAUUGACACGUAACCAAAGUCUGUGAUUGGCCUUGAUUCUGCUUGGGUUUUUUUUUUCUCCACUUGUCAUGAUUUAAUCAGCAACAGUUCCAGGUACUUAUCCAACAUUUACUGUGUCAGUGAAUCUGGAAUUGAAUGUUGAAAAAAGAAUCAAUUCGUCAGCCUUUGUGCAGUAAAAUGCUCACAUUUUCUGUUGAAUGUUAUACAAUUAUUUGAAAGUAAACGUCAAUUCAAACUGUUUUAUUUGAGACACUCGACCUAAGUGAUGGUGUUUAAAAUGAUGAAAAAAAAAAUAUUUUAUUGGAUGUUGACACAUCGUGUGCCUUAAAAAACCCUGCAGAUCAAACACGUUUCUGCAGCUUUAAAAAAAAGAAAUGCAGAUUUGAAAGCAGAAAACUUUUAAAUAAUGUUGGAAUUCCCUCCAAAUGUUUUUUACAGAAUCCCUAAUCCAUGUUGUUCCAGUCUCUGGCCUGGUCUGUGUGUGCCUGUGUUUAAUCCACUCCUGCACUAAAAACCUAAUCCAGCUCAGCUGAGGAUGAACACCAGCGUGGUGUAGAUCCAGAUCCUGUUUCUGUUUUGUCGGACGUGGAACUGGAUGUUUGAUGUUUGUUUGAAGGUCACGUCACCUUUAAUUUCACUUUUACGACGGCGAACCUGUGUAUAAAAUGUGAUAUUUGUUCUGUUCUGAUUUAGAAAAUAUUUCACUUUUAUUUUCGUUAAGAAUAUAUAUUUGAAAGAACAUGUACACACUUGUAAUGUGAUGUAUUUUUUUGUUUUGUUUUUUCUUUUCCAUUUGCAUGAAUCUGUUGUCAGUCGUCUGUGACGAGACGUUCCUUCUGUGGAUUUAUCCCAACCGUCUGUUUGCACCAAUUGUUAACAAUCACAUUGUGAUUUUUUUUCUACCCACGGUGGCCUCAGUUGACCAGAAUGCAGUGCAGCCACAGGGAUGUGAGGUCACGUCACACAUCCUUGGGUUCUUUGUUUUUUGGUUGUCGGGAAGCACUGUGGGAGAAAUUUAGAGGAAGGAGGAUUUGGAAGUGGCUGCCCCAGAAAUGAAAAAACAAAGAGGCUUCCCCUCAAAAUGACUUGAUUAGAGAUGAUGGUAUUUAACGAGCAGGUGUCGGAGGAGAACACCAGAGUCGCAGUCGACUGAAAACUUCCUUUAAAAAAAGCCUCAAAAAGCCUAAAAAAAAAUCCCACCACCAACAACAACAUAUCUUUGUGUAGAAGUGAUGUUUUUCUCUGGACCACAGCAGUUGACUUCAUUUAAAUCUGUCUUUAUUUCUGUGUCUUACUUCAUAUUUAUACUGUAUACCAGUCAUUUCAUUCAGUCACUCGAGUUAAAAGAAACGUUUUUCGAUGUACCUGGUGUGAAAGGAAAAGUACCAGGACUGUGUGACUGUGACUGUAGUUCUGAACGACCGACUACUGUUCUCUGGACUGGGCUUCUCUCUCACUCUCAUCGUACUGAGGAUCAUUUAAUAAAGUGAUUCCAUACUUUGCA